Messenger RNA from Argiope bruennichi, 2940 nucleotides. Its product is annotated as LIM domain kinase 1-like. The transcript has 13 exons. Gene Ontology annotation, cellular component: nucleus; cytoplasm. NCBI's taxonomy places the organism in Eukaryota, Metazoa, Arthropoda, Arachnida, Araneae, Araneidae. Gene Ontology annotation, molecular function: ATP binding; protein binding; protein serine/threonine kinase activity. The coding region runs from base 164 to 2107 and encodes 647 amino acids. The record is from RefSeq and is a predicted model, not a curated record. Gene Ontology annotation, biological process: protein phosphorylation; actin cytoskeleton organization.
UUUCGUUGUUGUAAACAUGGCGACACUUUUAACUAGAAAUAUUUUUAAUUUCGAAAAAAAUCAUUCUUUCAAAAUCUAGAAAAUAGACACUAUAGUGCAAGUAGAUUUUAGAAAAAAAAAAUUACCUAUUUUACAAUGCUGAAGAUUUAACUUGAAUGUAGAUAUGCCUAUCUGUGCAGGGUGCUAUGAGAAUAUUGAUGAUGAAGAAUGUGUGCAAGCAUGCAAUAAAGACUGGCACAGUACUUGCUUUAAAUGUACAGUUUGUCAGCAACAAGUAAUUGGUACUUUCUUUGAAAAAGACAGUCUUAUUUAUUGUCAAAAAGAUUAUUGGAAUAAGUUUGGGGAAGAGUGCCAUGGUUGCAGACAGUUUAUUUCAGGCCCUGUUAUGGUAGCAGGAGACCAUAAAUUUCAUCCUGAAUGCUUUAAAUGUGAUAAUUGCAGAAACUAUAUUGGAGAUGGGGAAUCUUUUGCAUUGGUCGAAAGGUCCCGAUUGUACUGUGCAGCAUGCUAUAAGCAACAAAUGGCUCCAAUAUCCCAAAGAUUGCCAUUCACUAAAGAACCUCAUAGUAUCAAACUAGUAGAAAUUCCUGCAGAUUCUGAAACUUCUAAUAAAAAAGUGAAAAUAUCUGUUGGUUGCUGCCAGAAUCAAAAGCUGCAGCAUGGAUUUCACGAACUUCAUAUAUCAGAUGUGGUUUUAAAUAAAGAUCUGAUGUCUCUUCAUAUUGGUGAUCGUAUACUAGAAGUAAAUGGCAAACCUCUACAAAACAACUCCUUAGAAGAGAUAAAGAAAUUGAUACAGACACGUGAUAAACCUGUUCAGUUGACUGUUGAACAUGAACCAGCAGUGUUAAUUCGUUCCCAAUCCAUGAAUUUUUCCUCACUUUUGGAUUCUUCUCAGUUCCUAUCUUCAAAUGCACAUGCACUACCCAAAUGCUCUUUAUCUCACAGACCAGCUGAACAGAGAUUGCGUAGAUCUGCAUCACUGCCUAGGUCAUUUAUAAGAGACUUCAAGUCUUCUAAAGCACAGCAGCACGAUUUUACCAGGACUCGCUCAUUUAGGAUACUACCAAAGAAUCAACAGAUAUUUCGUCCAUCUGAUUUGGUUUUAGGAAAAUUAUUAGGAAGGGGCUUUUUUGGUCAAGCUUUCUUGGUUACUCAUCGACACUCAGGGCAAGAAAUGGUGAUGAAGGAACUUUAUCGUCUUGAUGAAGAAGCCCAGCAAAAUUUUGUAAAAGAGAUAGCCGUUCUUCGAUCUUUACAACAUCGGAAUGUUUUGCGUUUUGUAGGUGUUUUGUACAAAGACAAGAAGUUGCAUCUUUUAACAGAAUAUAUAUCUGGUGGCACAUUACAGGAUUAUAUUCAUGACUCUUCUAUUGAAAUAUCCUGGUUACAAAGAAUCAAUUUUUCAAAAGAUAUUGCUGCUGGAAUGGCUUAUUUACAUUCAAAAAAUAUUAUUCACAGAGACUUGAAUUCUAAUAACUGCUUAGUGAGAAAAGAUAAAAGUGUGGUUGUUGCUGAUUUUGGUUUGGCUCGUGUUAUGUUAGAUAAACAAAUUCCUCGAAAAGAUAGUGGAGGUCCAAUUCGCCGUCCAGAACGGAAAAAGCGAUAUACUGUAGUAGGGAAUCCUUACUGGAUGGCACCUGAGAUGAUGACACACAAAAAAUAUGAUGAACGUGUUGAUAUAUUCUCAUUUGGAAUCAUUUUGUGUGAGAUUAUUGGGAGAGUACCUGCUGAUCCUGACUAUCUUCCCAGAAGCUCAGAUUUUGGUUUGAAUGUCCCUGCAUUCAAAGAAAAGUUCUGCAGUGGCUGUCCAGAAGCUUUCUCUGAAAUAGCUUUCAAGUGUUGCGAUAUCUAUCCAGAGAAAAGACCUGUGUUCACUGUUUUGAAAGAAUGGCUUGAAGUAAUGUCAGUCCACCUCACUGUAAAGAAUGAGCUGCCAUCUGAACUUGUUAAUGCUAUUUGCAAUUUUAACAGUCAAUCUGAAUCGAAUGAUGAAUCUAGUCCAGAGGUUUUCCUCAGCCCACCUUACCCCUUGUUGAGGACUUUAAGUGAACAAGGAGCAUGUCGUCUCUCCAUUGAUAAAUCAGCCAGUAUUAUCGAGCUGUAGUUGAACAACAUUUACUGUUCUAUGUGUAGAUAUGCAUUUAUUUGCUGAUCUUUGUCUUACUAAAAGUAUUAUUGUGUAUGAACGUUUCCUGACUAUUUGGUUGUGAUAGUUCAUACAAAAUUUUCAAGUUGGUUCAUUUAGUGAUUUAUUAAUUGUUCUUCUUAUUGUUAGAAAAGUAAUGUUCGUUUCGAGGAAAUUUAUUUACACAUUUUUAAAAUGAGAUGUUUUCUUACUGGAAGAAGAGACAUUGGUCUGUGAUAUCCGAAAAAAUAGGUGAUGAAGAUACGUUGUGAAUCAGGUUGUAUUGUAAACUAUUUUUUCUACCAAAGAAAUAUUUGCAGUAUUUUUUACUCAAUUUGUCUGUUUGCAAUUUCCCAAACUCAAACAAUACUCAUGAUUUAUAGUAGUGUUUCCUCUAGAAUUCUAUAUUAAACCUAUGGGACCAACUUCCAAGUGUUUCCUAUUUUUUGAUAAAUGAAACUUUUUUUAAAAAAAUCUUUUUAUUUAUUCUUCCUUUUCUGUAUUAUUUAUGUUAAAGAUCUUCAGCAUUUCUGUCUAAUGAAGUACACUUAUAAAAAGAUCAAUUUUUAAAUUUAUGGCCUGUAAAAAUGUGUAUUUAUUAAAUGUGAUGUUCUUGAAAAUAUUUAUAUUUCAAUGUUCUUUUUAUGUGUUUCUUUUUAGAAAUGCUUUUAACAUUUAUUAUUGAUAGCUUUUAAAAUAUAUAUAUAUUUCUUUUUAUAAAUAAAAAUUUCUGAUGCUUGAAAAGAUCAAUUUUCUGUCAUUUCAAAAUUUUGAUUUGUUAAUUGAUUAUCUUUUACGAAUGCCACAUUCCU